AUGGAACACGGCAAGGGAGUGCAAGUGGUGAGGCCGGGCGAGGGUGCGCAGCGGUACGAGCUGGACGAGGAGGCGCUGCGCCGCGUGUUGCUGCGGCAGGACGUGCGCGGCCUGCCCGUGGUGGUAGUCAGCGUCGCCGGCGCCUUCCGCGGCGGCAAGUCCUUCUUGCUCAAUUUCUUCCUCAGAUACCUCAAUGCCUCUCGCGAGAGUCAGUUGACUGGACGGUGGUUGGGUAAGGAGGACGAACCACUAACAGGAUUUCACUGGCGAGGUGGAUGUGAGCGAGACACCACUGGCAUCCAUCUGUGGUCGGAGCCCAUCAUUACAACCACAGAAAACGGCAAAAAGGUGGCCGUGCUGCUAAUGGAUACACAGGGCACCUUCGACUCGCAGACUACGAUAGGCCAGAACUCGACGAUUUUCGCGCUGUCCACGCUCAUCUCGUCCGUGCAGAUCUACAAUCUGUCCGGCAACAUUAGGGAAGAUGAUCUUCAAAACUUACAGCUGUUCACGGAGUACGGCAGGGUGGUGAGCAACGCCCAGGACAAGGCAUUCCAAACGCUUCUGUUUCUCGUCAGGGACUGGGCGAAUCCCUUCGAACACCCUUAUGGUUUGACAGGCGGGUCUCAACUACUACGGAGAAGACUUCAGCUGAAUCGAAACCAGGAACCAGAAUUACGGCAUGUCCGUGAACACCUGCAUUCGUGUUUCGAAGAUAUCAAGUGUUUCCUCAUGCCACAUCCAGGUUUCUGUGUUGGAGAGCGAAACUUUGAUGGCCGUAUUACAAACUUGAAUGAAAACUUCAAAUCGGAGCUUUUGGAAUUGGCGCCUUCUCUGUUCGACCCAAAACUCCUAACUCCAAAGGUCAUCAGUGGUGAAUUAGUCUCGGCAGAAGACUUCUUCGAGUAUUUUAAGAAAUAUGUCAAUAUUUUCAACAGUGAUGAAGUGCCCACAAUGGGUACCAUCUUUCAGGCGACGGCGGAUGCAUGCCUGCUGGCGACGACGCGCAAGGCACGCGAUCUGUACUCGCAGCAAAUGGAGGCGCGAGUGCGCGACAGCGUCAGUGUCAGCAACGCCACGCUCAAAGCCUGGCACGAGGAAGCGCGGGACCAAGCCCUGCGACGCUUCACAGAGAACAGAAAUCUAGCUGCGCAGGCCGAUAUUGAUGUUCAAUUUAGUGAGCUUACUAAGGAACUGGAUACACUCCUCUCAUUUUACUUGUGGAAUAACGACAAAAAAGUUCGCGACACUAUGGCCCUCGCCGCACAAGUAUACGAGGCGGCGCUGAGCCGCGUGUCUGCGGAGCACGCGCGGCUGUGCCUGCACCCGCAGGACCUGGAGGAGCUGCACGCAGAUGCUCUGCGACAGGCGCUCGCAGUUUUUGAUACUGCCAGAGCUGAACCUACAGGCGAAGAGGACGAGAUAAGAUUAGAAUUAAAAUGUAAGUUGGAGCAGCGCUACGAGCACUUGUGUGUCAUCAACGAGCAGAACAACAAGAAUAGCGUGAUGGAGGCACGAGAGGUAUACGUGAGGCGAAUGAAGCUGGAGAUGGACCAGCCGGGUGUCAGCUCCGAGCGACUCUCCACGCAGCACCGGGAGAUAAUGGAUCUCUCUAAAUCAUCCUUUUACUUGCUUAGAAAUCGCUCCACGCAGCGAGAUGACGACCCUCACCUCCGGCGACUUUUACAGGAAAUCGAAGACUGUUAUGCUGAAUUUAGGCAGGGGAUUGUUAAGAGUAACAGAAUGAUGAGGCAAAUGGCUGAAUACGCCUACAACAACUACAUGACGUCGGCGUGGGGCCCGCAGACUUGCUGCUUCCACCCGCGAGCACUGGAGGACUUGCACAACGAAGCUGUGACUGAAGUCAACAAACAGUUACACGGAGACAAAAAUGAAGAUGAAAAUAAGGCAGCCAUUAUGGAAGUCCUGGCAAGACGUUAUUCUGAACUGCAGAUGAAUAACGAGUAUAAUAACGAGCGAGCGGUAGAACAAGCGUUUAAUGCGUAUGUUAUGAAGAUGGACAAGCUCACGCGGCCUUCUGGAGUUCCCGCGUUGGUGUUUGCAUUCUUUACUAUACUCCAGUUUUCUUUGGGUUUCCACCACGAAGAAACCAAGCGAGUAGCAGUGCAAGAGUUUAAUCACAGGCGUCGUGGUACACCAUACGAUCAGGAUCCAUAUUACGACCGUCUGGUGAAGAACAUCGACGUGGCCUAUGAAAACUACAGUAGUCCAGUGAUGACCUUUUUAAGGGAGCUAGGAUUUUGUAGAGACCAAGCUGCAUUACCAGCUAACAAUGCACGCAUGGGAUAA
This is a messenger RNA of Spodoptera littoralis (African cotton leafworm), 2310 nucleotides long. NCBI's taxonomy places the organism in Eukaryota, Metazoa, Arthropoda, Insecta, Lepidoptera, Noctuidae. The record is from the annotation of a GenBank genome assembly.